UGUGAGCGUCGCUUUUGGUCAAUUGAUUCAAAUUUUUGACGCCUUAGAGAAAAAAACGGAUUGAAAAUGUAUAAUAAUUUAGAUUUAAAUGCUUUGACCAUCGAAGACAUAGUUGAAGAGUACAAGUUACUGCAUGAGCGUCAUAAGCGACUUAAGGAACGCAGCGAGGAGGACGCCCAACGCCUACACGAACUGAAACGCAGCCUAGACACAUCCUUGGCGGCGGAAAGAUAUUUAACACAGGAGCUAGAGCAUCUAAGUGCCCAAUCACAAGCGUCAUGUCCUACGCCAGAGCCGCGUAUGCAACAAGAAUUGGAGGAGCUGCGUCGUAAAUACAAGAACCUGCAGCUGGAGCAUGAAGCCUUGCAGCAGGACUACGAUGCCAAGGUUGAGGAUGCGGCCAGCCUCAAGGCGAAGCUGGAGAGCACAGUGCGCGAUAUGGAAUCGCUUGCCUUGGUGAAGGCGAACAGUGUAGACGAUGAAACCACAUCACGUUUUAAUGCACUGGAGCAGGAAAAUGCAGAGCUUAUGCAUAAAUUGGCCGAAUAUGAGGAGAUUAAAGUGAAAAAUACGUUUGCCGUAGCCGAGCAGGAGAAAACAAUUGAGAUAUUGAAAGAUAAAAUCGAUUGCCUGGAGCAAAAUCUGCGUAGCAAACGAGACGAACUCGAGGAGAAGCUGCAGGUGCUGGAGAGCACACAGGAGCAGCUGGUGGAUGCCAAUGCCAAAAUAGCGAUGCUCAGCAGUGCCCCGGAACACAAUGAUCGCAAAGGCAAUUCACUGUUUGCGGAAGUGGACGAUCAGCGGCAGGUGAUGAAGCACUUACUGGCCAGCCAAAAGAAGAGCUACCUGGACAUGAAGAAGAUAUUCAAUGAGAGCAAAUUCGAAAUACAUCGACUCAAGCGGGAGAACGUAGCCAUGCACACUGAGCUGCAAGCAUGCAGCACAAUCUUCUGCAGCGCUGACAGAACCUAUCAGAAUAAACUGAAUGAGCGCAUUCGCAAGCUGUUGCAGCAAAAUGCCAAACUUGAGAACGAUUUGAAUGUGACGCAGGAGCGCUUGCGCGAAUUGGCCAGGCAGAAGUCGGUGACUUGGCUUGAUUCCAUGCUGGAUUUCUGCAAACGCGAAACGGACGAGCUGAAGACCCAAUUGCACAGCCUGCACAUCCAAAAUGCCAUGCUCGAGGAACAGUUGCGCAACAUGCAACAGGACAUGGCACGCUGGCGCUUUGAAUCGCUGAAGUCACGCUGCGUGUUGAUCGAUCGCGAGAAUCUGCUGAUGGAGCACAAGAUUGCCUUUAAGCCCAUGAAGGCCAUGGAGUUCGAUAUCAAGGAAGCUGAAAUAAAAGCUGCCUUGCCACGCAUAGCCAGCGUCGCCGCCGCACCAGCCAACGUGACAACAAAAGCUGAAAUUAUUGUAUUGGAUACGCCGCUAAAGCCGCCCGCAGUUUGCGUCAAUGUGCAAACCGAUGUCAUUCUCUUGGACACUCCGCUUGAGCCUGAGCCGGAAGCAAACCCUCGACCUGCCAUUAAAUAUGCACAGCUCUCUUGUCCAAUUAAAGUAAAGCGUGAGGUGAUUGAGCAGCCAUCCACGGAAAACUCGGCCCAACAGGAGCAGCUGGAGCAGGUCGAAUGCAAAAAGGAGCCAGAGCAAACUGAUGUAAUCGAACCGUUGAGCGCUUCGUCUCCGUUAAUUAGCACUCCUCCCGUUGCGCAGAUUCGUGUAAAAAGCGAGCAACAGCUUAUGUUACCUGAAAUGGAAUCAGCUGAGGCAUCUGCUGAGCUUCCUCCUCUGCCUGCCAAGCCUCAGCGCAAGGGCACGCCUAUCAAAUUACGUCAGAUCAAAGCAGAGAUUGAUGAUGAGGAGGAGCAGGAGCAAGCUCCAACACCAGCCAAGCCGCAGCGCAAGGGUACGCCAGUUAAAACAAAGGAGGAGCCGCUCGAGUUUUAUGAAAUUUGUGAGGCAAAACCCUUGCGCAAGGGCACGCCAGUCAGAGUCAAAGCUAGUGCCAUGGGCACUGAGGUCUCUGGUCACUGUGCAGUGCGCUCCAUACUAACAAAGAAGCGCGACCUGUUUGCCGAGGAUAACCAAAAGAAUGUCCAGUUCAGCAGCAAUGCGCCCAUCGUGCACAAUCUGAGUCCUGAUCUGUGCAGUCCAGCACCGUGCAGCAAGGAGAAUGCACAGCCCGAUAGCCAGGAUGUAAAGCCGGUCAAGAAAUCACAGAGCAUCAUACGACGCAUUGUUGUGGCAUCCAAGAAGCCAGCGAGCUCUUAAGCAGAACGCCAAAUGCAUAAUUACAAAUAAAGUGUUUAAUUAAAGCUAAGACUUAGGCAAUAAAUUACACACCAAACAACAACGAGACGUACAAACUUAAUAGUUCUUGCCGAUCCAAGGGCCACACAUGGACACUUAGUGCAUCAGCCAUCAAGAUGGGGAAAUACGUAAACCUGGAAUGAUAUAACUUAGAUUUAUGAAAAGCCUUAAACAAAAUUUUUGUAUAAGCUAAAGCUAAAAUG
This is a messenger RNA of Drosophila navojoa, 2513 nucleotides long. RefSeq names its product spindle apparatus coiled-coil protein 1 spindly (gene Spindly). Lineage: Eukaryota; Metazoa; Arthropoda; Insecta; Diptera; Drosophilidae. The record is from RefSeq and is a predicted model, not a curated record.